Messenger RNA from Lytechinus pictus (painted urchin), 3872 nucleotides. Its product is annotated as gem-associated protein 8-like. Bases 211 to 1107 code for a protein of 298 amino acids. NCBI's taxonomy places the organism in Eukaryota, Metazoa, Echinodermata, Echinoidea, Temnopleuroida, Toxopneustidae. The transcript is spliced from 3 exons. Gene Ontology annotation, cellular component: SMN complex. Gene Ontology annotation, biological process: spliceosomal snRNP assembly. The record is from RefSeq and is a predicted model, not a curated record.
GCUUUUCGCGAGUCUCGAGCGCGAGUCGAUGUUGUGCAUACUAUACUGCGGGUACACGUGCAUUCCGAUACUACGUACGUGAGUGCUGUAAAUACGUUGGACAGCUGCUGAAUUGACCAAAGGAAAGUAGAUUUUCUAAACUUAGAUCAGACGUAGAGGAAGCCAAGUACCACCAGGUCGCGCUCUAAGUACCGGCAUACAGUUUUAGACAUGUCUAAGGCAGUAAGAGAUGAAGACAUAGAUGGGACUGUUGAUGAGAACUCGAGUGAUGGUCCUUGGUAUUCAGAUCCCAUAUAUGAGCGUUACUGGAAUCACUACAAGAAAAUGAAAACCUGGAUGCAGGAUCAGAAGCCUGUACAGGACUCUUUGAUGAAUGUAUGGAUGGCAUCCUUCCAGCAGUACUUGCAUCAUUAUCAAUGGUGGAUGUACCAGAACUCGAUGAUGAGUAGAACCUUCCCUCAACAUCAUUUGCAUCACUCAUUUACUCCAUCACCUUGGCACUCUUAUCCUUUAAGAACUCAUCAUCAUCGUCACCAUGAUAACUUCUUUCAUAGCCAUCAUCCAUACAAACCUCAUCCAGGAGCAACGAAAUACCGUGUCAACAAACAGUAUGUAACUGAUCAGAGUGACGUUGAUUAUAGCGGUUUCAGCGAGACGCCACAGGAUGACGACGAUGAAGGCCAGGUCUGCGCGGGAGGUGAGGAGGAAGAGUUUGAAGUAGAACUGAGCGAGGAGAUGCGGCAGUUCUUUCUUCAGUCCCAGAAGCAUCGGGAGGAACUGAAGGAGCUCAAACUGGCUCUGAACCAAAAGAAACCUGUAGAAAGGACUAAAGAUGUGGGUGGGACAAGGGAAAGUACAAAUGAAGACGAACCCUGUGAAGAUGAAUUUGAAAUAACUUUCACCAGUUCCAAGAAGAAUAAGAAGAAACAUAUAUUGGGUGCCCCUGUAGAACAGCCUGGUAGGAGAAGAGCAGAGGAGAUGAAGAUUUUGUAUGGGAAGGAUUCACCAGCCAUUCAUGGUAUGGAGACUGCUAUUCAGAUGCAGUUUGACAGGAACUGUGACAAAAAGCAGCCAGCUUUCUGGCCAACUGUACCCCUGAAGAUGUAGCCCUCAUGGAAACUGAAAAAUACUUGCAAGAUGAUAAAGCCUUACCCAGUCAAUCUUUCAUGGGUUUACCCUUAAUACUGUGAUAAUUUUGUGAACUUCAAAUAAAAUACAUGUCUUUAUGCCUACUGAUAAUUUGUCCUUACGGAGGCAGCCAUCCAUAUUCACAGGAUCUGUAAAAGCCUUUGCUGAAUCCAGUUUGUGUGACCAUGUCCAAAUCCAUUUCAUAUCACUUGACUGCAUAAUAUGUUAUGAUCAUUUUGCUUACCAGACAUACAGUAUUUCAUGAUUAGUGUGCACAGUCUCUUUUGGAUAUCAUUAUUAUGAAAAUAUUACUUUUUUGUGUAGUGAUCCCAAUGACAGGACCGGGCACUUGACCAUAGUCUGUGUACAGAGUGCACAGACAAUCUAACCUUCCAGCCAUCAGCGCCUUUUAAAGGUCAAGUCCACCCAGAAAAUUGUUGAUUUGAAUCGAUUGAGAAAAAUCAAACGAGCAUAAUGCUGAAAAUUUCAUCAAAAUCGGAUGUAAAAUAAGAAAGUUGUGACAUUUAAAGUUUUGCUUAUUUUUCACAAAACAGUUAUAUCCACAACUCAGUGAUAUACAAAUGAGAGAGUCCAUGAUUUCCCUCACUCACUACCAGUAUUUCUUUUGUUUUUUAUUGUUUGAAAUAUACAAUAUUUCAAUUUUUACAGAUAUGACAAGGAUCAACUUGACUUAACCAUAAACCUUUAAAAUAAUGGUAAUUCCACACGUUCAGGGAGGAAUAUUUUUUUUUUUUCACAUGACAAUGAGAAAAUUAGAAUUUUUCAUAUUUCAUACAAUGAAUACAAAAGAAAUAGUGAGUGGGUGACGUCAUCAGUCUGCUCAUUUGCAUACCGACCAGGAUGUGCAUUUAACUGUUUUGUGAAAUUAAGCGAAACUUUAAAUAGGUCAUAACUUCCUUACGUCCGAUUUUGAUUAGAUUUUCAGGGUAAUGCUUGUUGGAUUUUUUCCCUUUUAAAUCAGGUUUUUGUUGGGGUGGACUUGUCCUUUAAAAUUUAAUGGUAAAACUAGGGCAAGUAGAUGCCUUUCCUGAACAAUUUUCUUUGAUCAUGUUUAUCAUAUCUUACAUGAGUCCUUACAGAGACAGUUUCAUCAUUUUUAAAUCUAAAAGCCGGUAUACUAACUUUCCACCCAAUUGUAACCAUCAAUCUGUAGUCAUGAUAACACAGGUGGAAAUAAAUGCAUGUUUUGAACAUCUUCUAUUCAUAAUGCCAUGAUUAGAAAAAAAAAAUUGUAAAGAAAAUAUUGUUUAUGAUAUAUUCCACAUGCAGGGAAUAAUUUUGCUUCCAAAAUUUGAUUAGCAUUUUUUUUUUUGGGGGGGGGGGGGACAAUAAGUGAAAAAUUCAACUAAGUUCUAUACAGUCCUGUGUAAAACUCUGCUACACAAAAUACUUUGCGUGUAGCAGUCUUUAAGAAUGUGGAGCAAAUUGAGAGGUGAUACCAGGAAAAUUAUUCCCUGCACAUGUGUCUUUAUCGAGAUAGUCCUCUAUUUGUACAAGAUCUAUAAUAGGGUCAUUUUGCCUCCGAUGAAGAUUCUGCUAGGAUCGAAAGCUUAGGCCCCUUUUUGACUUUCUAAGAUCUAUAAUUGAUAAAUAAUGACAUUUUUCAAAUUUAAACAGCAAUUUGAAUCUUGAUUUAAAACACAGGACACAAACAUGAUCAGUAUAAGAGAUCACCUUACUCUUUGGCCUAUGCACAUAUUUGGUUUCAAAAUACUAUAACUCACAAUGGCAAUAGGGCUUCCAAACUUAGAAGAAAAGACCUUACAAUAUGGUGUUGCGAUAUAAGUACCUAACUUUUCUUUUCUUGGCAUACUUAGAUCAAUGAUUGGAUCCCACAGAGAAAUUAUCCCCAAACCAAAUUUGUCUGUAUUGUAUUUCUACUAUUGUAGUUCUAAUAAUAGAAACACAACACUGAAGAAAAGAUGGGGAUGUCAAAGAAAAGAACAAGAAAAAAAAUGGGAAAGACAGAAGAUAGUGUAGAAGAUAGAGAAUAACAAAUGUGAAAGGAGGUCUUCUAUUGCACUCUUUACAUGUACAGUAUAUUUGUAGUGCACUAAAAACUUGGUAUUUAACGUUUUAAGAAGAUACAUUCAAGUUGAAGUUAUAUUGAAAAAAAAUCUGAUUAGUGUGAAAUCAUCACAAUUUUUUGGUAAUUUUUACAUUUUUGUACAUGGUUUUGGAAAAAAGUGGGGGGGGGGCUGAAGCCCCCCAGCACACCCCCCCCCCCCCCCCCCCGCUUCCGCGGCCCCUGAUUAUAGUAAUAGCUACAUGAUAUUACCGCGGUCAUGAUCACUACAUACUUAGGACAUGCUUGACUUCCUUAGUGAAGCAAAAUACUUGUCAGCCUGUAAAAACAUAAAUUGCACAAGCAUGAAUUUUCAAUAUGCAUUUACCAUACGUAUUUGAAAAUGUCAAUUUUUAACUUGAAAUGUUAAGCACAAACUGUAUAUAUAUUUAUAUAUCAAUUUGAAAUGAAGCCUUGGUAUUUUCUCUUUUGUGGGGAGGGGCGGGGGUCUUAAUCAGCUUCCACGAUUAACGGUAGGAAUAGGACUUGGGGAGAGUUUCAUGAUAGCUAUGUCAUUGAUGAUGAAACCCUCGCAUCUGAUUGGCUGAGAGCAAGAUAGUAGGUGAAAAUCACUUGAUAAAGCUCUUCAUGAAAUGCUCCCUAGGUCUACAAAUACUACUGUAAUAUUGAAAUUGUAAUAGAGCUCACCAAUUUGAAA